Molecule: messenger RNA, 3116 nt
Organism: Schizosaccharomyces japonicus yFS275
Lineage: Eukaryota; Fungi; Ascomycota; Schizosaccharomycetes; Schizosaccharomycetales; Schizosaccharomycetaceae
Product: hira protein
Exons: 7
Coding region: 207-2963 (918 amino acids)
Biological process (GO): regulation of DNA-templated transcription; chromatin organization; chromatin remodeling
Cellular component (GO): nucleus; HIR complex
Source: RefSeq, a predicted model, not a curated record
UUCAAAUAUAUAUAUUUGCCUUGUGAAACUGUAGUGCUGCAAUAAAACAUAAUGAUAUUAGUACUACUGGUCUCAAGUUGCCAUUUAUUCAGUAAUGACACUCUUUUUAUUGGUCUUCAUUUGCCUUCCUUCCCUGGUAUCAACCACGGGCGGUUUCAAACAAGACCGAAAUAGACCUAACUCGCCUUAAAUUUUCAUUUAUUUGAAUGAAGCUGUUAAAACCUUCAUGGUUAGGACAUUUUGAUGACCGCGGACACCGACUCUCCGUCUUCUCAAUUCAUGUUCAUCCAGAUGGUUCAAGGAUUGUUACAGGCGGUUUAGAUGGCACCGUGCGAAUUUGGUCUACAAAAGCACUGUAUGAAGAAGAUAAAGGUUUACCGAAACAGUUAUGUUGUAUGAGUACCCAUACGGGAACCGUCACUUCGGUACGGUUCAGUCCAAAUGGUCAAUUUCUUGCUUCUGGAAGUGAUGAUCGCGUUGUUAUCGUUUGGCACAAAGACGACUCGGUACCAGGUCUUCGUACUAUUUUUGGAAGCACUGAAACAAAUUCAGAAAAUUGGAGAAGUUUCAGACGAUUAACGGGUCAUGAUAAUGAUAUUCAAGAUCUCUGUUGGAGUCAUGACAGUCAGUUGCUCGUUAGUGUCGGCCUUGAUAGUUCCAUUAUUGUGUGGAACGGAAACACAUUUGAAAGACUGAAACGGAUAGAAGCACAUCAAAGUCAUGUUAAAGGCAUUACCUUUGAUCCCGCUGGGAAGUAUUUUGCUACUGAGAGCGAUGACCGCACAAUCAAGGUUUGGAGAACGACUGACUUCGCAUUGGAAAAAACAAUUAUUCAACCAUUUAACAACUCGCCUCUCUCAACAUACUUCCGCAGACCUUCCUGGUCUCCAGAUGGAAAAUACAUUGCUGCACCGAAUGCCAUGAAUGGUCCUGUGUCUUGUGUAGCCAUCAUUGAACGUGGCACCUGGACCAGCGAUGUCAACAUCAUUGGCCAUGAAGGUGCGGUUGAGGUCACCAGUUUUAAUCCUAAACUUCUGAAAGGACCUAAUGACAAGCUUGUUUCCCUUCUUGCCUGUGGCGGGCAAGACAGAGCACUUAGCUUGUGGACCACGGCUAGUCCUAGACCCAUCAUUGUUUGUGAAGAACUUGCUCAGAAGAGUAUUGGUGAUUUAUGCUGGACAUCUGAUGGACUUAAUCUUUUUGCUUGUUCAUAUGACGGUUACGUUAUCUUGUGCAUAUUCGAACCUUCUGAACUUGGCGAAAUCGUAUCAGAUGAGGAAGUGACAAAAGCAUUGGCUAAGUUUGGUCAUGGAAGACAUGGUAUUGUCUUACCGGAAUCCUGUUCGCAACUUGCUCUUGAAGCCAAGAUUGAGGAAAAUGAAGUAAAAACCACAAAAGUACCAUCAAUAGCAACACAUACAACAAUACCAGCAACAUUAAAUGUAUCGACACCAUCGGUGGCAUCGACAACAUUAGCCGCACCUUCUACCCCAGUUAUAGAAGGACCUCCUACCCAAAAGACUGGAACUCCAACGGCUCCUCCUUCAGAACCACCGAAGUUCAAACAGAAAGUAACAAUAACUAAAGAUGGAAAGAAAAGAGUUACUCCACAGCUUUUGACUACCCUUCCGUCGGUACCCUCUGCAAAACUUCCUAGUUCGCAGCAAAUGUCCCAGAGUGCUUCAACACAGUUACCCGUAUUAGAGUUGUCGCAGCCAACCCAUACUUUACCAAAAGGAGGAAUGACUGUUAUGGCUGUCGGUACUAAACGGCGAGCAGUAACUGAAUCAUCAGAAGCUCCAGUUGAAGAGCAGCCAGUACAGAAAUCCCCCGAGGAAGCACUGGCUCCUUAUGUCCUACCCAAUGUCAUUGACCCAAAGGUCUCAAUCGUCACAACCUUGCUUGACGUUCCAAAACUUGACGAUGCCAUUUCUUGUUAUCUGAAGGGAAAUACUCGGUAUUCUCUUGAAGUUCAAAAUGGUUCCAGUGAGCGGCAUCCAACACGAAUUGUUGCCUUUGAAAAUGGAAACUUGAAAUGGAUGGACUAUAUUCCCAGACCAGUUCUCCUUACAGCUUCAUCAUCAAGAUUUUGGGCUAUUGCUUGUGACGAUGCCUCACUCCAUGUAUACUCUAUUAUUGGAACAAGAAUUCUUCCUCCCAUUGUGGUUGAUUCAAAUGCUUGCUUUUUGAUGUGCUCUGAAAAUUGCCUUCUCUGCAUUACAGCAAACGGCAUGAUUCAUGCAUAUGAUAUUAUCAACAAAAAAGCAUUAUUUACUCCUAUAUCACUUGCACCCAUACUUAAUGGCAGUACAACUACCGACACAAAAUCUGCCGAUGAGCUUUCACGUAUCGUUAGCACAAGCAUUACCGAGCAGGGAGCGCCUGUAAUUGCUCUGUCUAGCGGUGAAUCUUAUUUAUAUUCCUUAGAGAUGCUUUGCUGGACACGAAUAAGUGACAGCUGGUGGGCCUUGGGCAGUAAGCUUUGGGAUUCCUCUGGUAUUUCCUUGUCUCCAGAAGCGCUUCCAGAUUACUCCAUUCGUCGACUUGAAAAUCACACCAACGAAUCCGUUGUUAAAAUUGGUCGGGGUAGACUUCUUCAAAAGAUGAUGAAGACCGCUACUGCAGAUGAAGGCUACGAAGAUUUUGAAACAACUAUCACUAUCAACCAUGUCGAGAACAGAUUGUGCUCAGCUCUUCUUCUUCACUCGUCACAAGAAUAUUCCGACGCGGCACUACAGUAUGUUGACUUGCUCUCAGAAAACAGACUUUGGGGGAAGUUGUCAGAGUUCCUCCACAGCUUGUGCGCCGAUAAACAGACUCCCAUCAUUACAACCUUAAUGAAUCAAAAACUAUGGCGAAAAAUUCUAGACAAAAUUUAUACACUUGUGCCAGUCUCAGAGGUUCCUGAAGAGAUCAGCCGAUUUGAGGCCAAGUUCGUUGAGAGGUAUGCUGCUAAUGAGUAAAAAAAACAACCACUCUAAUCGAGUGCAGCUUUCCACUGUUUUUCGAAGAUUAGUACUCGUUCUUCAAACCCCUUAGAGAAGACAUACCAAGUUGUCACCCAAAUAGUGAACAUUUUCAAUACCAAUGCCCUUUCCAACCUUCUUCCUAAUAAA